This is a messenger RNA of Aaosphaeria arxii CBS 175.79, 3492 nucleotides long. Its product is annotated as ARF GTPase-like protein activator. Gene Ontology annotation, cellular component: endosome; cytoplasm; trans-Golgi network. Gene Ontology annotation, biological process: intra-Golgi vesicle-mediated transport. Lineage: Eukaryota; Fungi; Ascomycota; Dothideomycetes; Pleosporales. Bases 1 to 3492 code for a protein of 1163 amino acids. The transcript has 4 exons. The record is from RefSeq and is a predicted model, not a curated record. Gene Ontology annotation, molecular function: protein binding; GTPase activator activity.
AUGGGUGUCGUCAAUAGCAAACCCGGCGAGGGAGAAGGCCUGUUUCUACGAGACCAGAACAGAUUCUCCGUUGCUGCCCUUUCUAUUACCAAUAACCGUAACCGAACGUUUUUGAAUAUAUCCCCGAAUUCCUUUCCCGCCUCGAGGUACAGCGCUCGGAGAGACGCUGGCGAUGAUGCUGUGAUCGAGUAUAUCCAGGACCCCGAAUCCGUAUCCUCGGGUGGACCACCUUCCUUCCUCAUACGCCUGUCGAACGACGAGGAGCUAAUAUUCAAUUUCACAUUCAUACUUCGACAAGCUCAAGUACCGCCAAGUAUAUAUAAUGUCAAUAAUGCAUCUUCCAUUACCCCGACCGCUCUCGCCGAUACAAACAUCAACGGGUUGACCUUCAUCUUUGCGUCCAGCUCGAAGGAGUUAGAGAACCUCGUCACCAGAGAAUUCCAUGCAAAUCCAAAUCUUCACAAAAACCCGCAAGUCGACCUAGUCGGCGACUAUUCCACAGGGGGGAGCCCCUCGGUCCAAUUCCAGUGGUCGUGGAAAUGGACUCCACCCAAGACCGAAGAUCGAGGUGGUGGUUGGCGUACAAGCUGCAGUUUCGUCGAGUACGAUCAACGCGCGCACAGGCUCGAGACACUUGCCAAUUUUUCGUUCUGGGUGCAAAAUUCACAACGUGCUCUGCAAAGCCCGAAGUCGCCAUCCCCGCGCAUGGAGCUCGGCGCCCCUCCCAAACUUCCACCCCGACUGAGAGUUCCCUCAUCGCAAUCGAUCGAAUCUCGAGUAAGUGAUUCGGGCGAAGAUCUCAAAGAGCCUACCGAAUAUGUUCCCCCUAAGUCACCCAUAAUCGAAUCGAUACCUGAAUAUGGCCUGGGACUGUCGACCAGCGCACCAUCUGCACCCAGCGUAAGUAGCCAAGCUACAACGUUGGCGGGUAACGCGGUCAAGGUUGAUCUCGGCUGCCCACGCCCAGGAGAAGAUCUCAGUCAAACCGAAGAUGGGCCCUUGUUCCGAGCGACAAUGAAGUCGCUGGAGCAGAGAACGGGCAAUAUGCGAGCUAAGUGGAAGAAGGUCCUGAAGCGAGCAGAAGCUGCAUUGGAAGCCCAAGUCAGCUGCAAUAAUGCCAUGUCUGACCUCAUGGAAUCCUUACGAGAGGCAUCUUCCUCAAACGCAAAUGCGGUGCAACCAGCCAUCGACCAUUAUUUCGACAGGAUUGCCAAAGAGAUUCUGAUAUAUGAGCGAUCCAAUACCACGAACAUUCAGAAGUUAAUUAUUGAUCCUAUCGCCAAACUAUACAACAUUGAUAUCAAACAGGCGGAAACCAAGAGGAAGGAUUUUGAAGAGGAGAGCAAAGAGUACUAUCAAUAUGUUGGGAAAUAUCUAGGUCAAAGGCAGGACUCGCUCAAAGAAAAGAAGCGGGCUGAGACGGAUAUCAAGUACCAAAGCAAACGACGCAACUUCGAACUCAAGCGCUUCGAUUACUCUUCCUUCAUGCAAGACCUCCAUGGUGGCCGGAAAGACCAGGAGGUGCUAUCGAAUCUUACUAAAUAUGCCGACGCGCAAGCACAGAAGUAUCUCGAUACUGCCAGGAGGAUCGAGACUAUGAUACCACAACUCGAGGCCUUGAGCUUCGGGGUCAAGGAAGCGGACAAGGAAUUCCAGCUUCAAAGAACCGAGAGGGAGACGAAGAGACGCCUGUUAGAAAAGAGCAAGACUCCCUAUGAUGAGCCUCCCCCAUCGCAAAUUUUACCUACCACACCAUCCAACGGAAGCAUACCUCGGGCGCCGCCAUCCUCGGAUUCAGAACUUCCUGGACGCAAAUCAAGCAUUGCACCGAUCUUUCAAAGUGCAGUAAACCCACCAGCGGCUACCUCGCUGGCCAGCAUACCGUCCUCAAUUGGCACACCGCAGAGUCCAGAAGCGAGUCAAUCGAAUUUGCCGGUGGGCAGCCCUCAACCCAGCAAGUUCAAGGGCAUCCGAGAUCUUGAAGAUAAGGACCACACGCUAGGCAUAGGCCUGGAACCCGGCUCUGCGACUCAUCGCAAAGAAGGGCUUCUGUGGGCGCUUAGUAGGCCAGGAAGUCAUGCUGACCCUAAAGGCUUAAAUAAGCAAGCAUGGCACAAAUUCUGGAUCGUUCUGGAUCAAGGAAAGCUCUCCGAAUACACCAACUGGAAGCAAAAGCUCGACCUACAUAUGGACCCGAUUGACUUGCGCGUUGCGUCUGUUCGCGAAGCUCGCAAUGCAGAACGCCGGUUCUGCUUCGAAGUUAUAACUCCUCACUAUACGAGGGUCUAUCAAGCUACAUCUGAAGAAGACAUGAAAACCUGGAUUGCAGCAAUCAACAACGCCCUCCAGAGUGCCGUGGAAACGGUCGGAAAGAAUGACCGCAUUUCCACAGACUCUCUGCCUGGUUCCACGAGGCGAGAUAUAGCUUCAGUUCUAACAGGCAAAAGUACAUCGGUCUCUGGAAUUCACCGUAACACUUAUAGCUCUAAGACUCCAACUAGACACGCUACUGUUGGCGACAGGCCUACCUAUCGCAGGGAUGAACCUAGCGACGAUGGCAGGCUUCUUCAGCAAGUUCGCGAUUGUGAUGCUGGGAACAAAGUGUGUGCGGAUUGUGGAUCUGAAAGUAAGGUUGACUGGGUCUCAAUCAAUCUUGGUAUCGUCAUCUGCAUUGAAUGCAGUGGCAUCCAUCGAUCCCUAGGAACUCAUAUCUCAAAAGUGCGAUCUCUGACGCUCGACACCACUUCCUUCACACCAGACAUCGUGGAGAUAUUGCUCAAAGUCGGCAACCGGGUCAGCAAUAUGAUAUGGGAAGCGAAGAUGGACAAAGCCCUCAAGCCCGGUCCAGCCUCAACCCGCGAGCAAAGACUGCAUUUCAUUACCUCAAAGUACGGUGAUCGUGCUUUCGUGGCCCCAAUCUCCCCGACUUUAUCGCAUUACGCAACUGCUGAGGAAACACUUUUGGCGUCCAUCAAGAAGAACGAUAUCCAAAAUGUGUUAUAUGCUCUAGCGCUUGGAGCAGAUCCAAAUUCAAAGGAUCGAUCACGAGGAACACAUGCUGUAUUUUUGGCUCUUGCUGCCGCCGACCCUGCCUCUCCUUCGGCUUCCGCAUCCCCUGCAGCUUCUCCCGGACACCGGCCUAGUACACCCCAACCUUCUCGUAAGCCAUUUCCUGUAGCAGAAUUGCUUCUUCAAAAUGGUGCCGACCUACCCACAUUACCAGCGCCAAUACCCUUAAGCUCAUCAGCUCGUUUGUAUCUGGAGCACAAGGCCGACCAGCGUGCAGGAAAACGAAGUACAGCUGUCGGUGGUGGCCAGCCGCACCACGGUGAUACCUUAACCGCACUACCCCACAUUUCUGCUGGCAAUGGUAGCACACCAGCUGAACGUGCAAAGGAACGUGAAGCCAGAUUGCAGAAGAGAGUCAGUGCAGGUGGAAGGUUGGUCAAGUCACCUUACGCCGAUAGCCCUGAGUCUAGGCGAGCACUAUAG